Messenger RNA from Panthera uncia (snow leopard), 1771 nucleotides. RefSeq names its product transmembrane protein 151A (gene TMEM151A). The transcript has 2 exons. The record is from RefSeq and is a predicted model, not a curated record. The coding region runs from base 141 to 1541 and encodes 466 amino acids. Lineage: Eukaryota; Metazoa; Chordata; Mammalia; Carnivora; Felidae.
CGCUCGAGCUCGAGCUCCGCGCACUCCCUGUGCGGCCGCUGAGCCGAGCGGACGCCCUCGGGGCCGCGCCGCAGCCCUCUGCGCUCCCCCCCUAUCAUGCCCGGGGCCCGGGCCCGGGCCGCCCAAGCAGCCAGGACACCAUGCCCGAGGGCGGCGGAGGAGACAGCGGGGAGGUGCCCGAGUUCAUCCCGGACGGCGAGCCGCUGCGGGAGGAGCAGCGGCCCUUGAAACAGUCCCUGGGAAGCUCCCUGUGCCGCGAGUCGCACUGGAAGUGCCUGCUGCUCACCCUGCUCAUCCAUGCCUGUGGCGCCGUGGUGGCCUGGUGUCGCCUGGCCACGGUGCCGCGGCUGGUCCUGGGGCCCGAGGCGGCUCUGGCCCGCGGGGCCGGGGGCCCGCCGCCCACCUACCCGGCCAGCCCUUGCUCUGACGGCUACCUAUACAUCCCGCUGGCCUUCGUGUCCCUCCUCUACCUCCUCUACCUGGCCGAGUGCUGGCACUGCCACGUGCGGUCGUGCCAGGCGCCGCGCACCGACGCCAACACCGUGCUCGCCCUGAUCCGCCGGCUGCAGCAGGCGCCGCCCUGCGUCUGGUGGAAGGCCACCAGCUACCACUACGUGCGGCGCACCCGCCAGAUCACCCGCUACCGGAACGGCGACGCCUACACCACCACGCAGGUCUACCACGAGCGGGCGGACAGCCGCACGGCCCGCGGCGAGUUUGACUACUCGGCCCACGGCGUCCGCGACGUCUCCAAGGAGCUCGUGGGCCUGGCCGACCACGCGGCCACGCGGCUGCGCUUCACCAAGUGCUUCAGCUUCGGCAGCGCCGAGGCCGAGGCCUCGUACCUCACCCAGAGGGCCCGCUUCUUCAGCGCCAACGAGGGCCUGGACGACUACCUGGAGGCCCGCGAGGGCAUGCACCUGAAGGACGUGGACUUCCGCGAGUCGCUCAUGGUCUUCGCGGACCCCCGCAGCCCGCCCUGGUACGCCCGCGCCUGGGUCUUCUGGCUGGUGUCCGCGGCCACGCUGUCCUGGCCGCUGCGCGUCGUGGCGGCCUACGGCACGGCCCACGUGCACUACCAGGUGGAGAAGCUCUUUGGCGCCGGCUCGCCCCCGCCCGGGGCCGUGCCCAGCGGGCCGCCGCUCUCCCGCGUGGCCACGGUGGACUUCACCGAGCUCGAGUGGCACAUCUGCUCCAACCGGCAGCUGGUGCCCAGCUACUCGGAGGCCGUGGUCAUGGGCGCCGGCGCCUACCUCCGCGGCUGCCAGCGCUGCCGUCGCUCCCUCAGCAGCAACUCGCUGCCCCCCGCCCGGCCCAGCGGGCCCCGCCUGCCUUUCAGCCGCAGCCGGCUCUCCCUGGGAGCCGGGGGCCGGGCCACCCCGGGGGUCUUCCGGAGCCUGAGCGGGGGGCCGCUGGGGCGCCGGGCAGAGGACACGGAGCCCCUGGAAAGCCCACCGUGUUACGAGGACGCCCUUUACUUCCCGGUGCUCAUCGUCCACGGCGACGGCGGCUGCCAGGGGGACGGGCAGGGGGCGCCCUGAGACCCGCACGGCGCCCAGAGCGGCCUCCUCCCCGCCGUCCCACCGUGGGCUCCGACGCCAGAGCGGUCGGUCGUCGUCCAAGACGGGAGGGAAAACAGACCAGCGCACGGGGGGGGGGGGUGGGGCCAGGCCCUUAAACAGACUGAAGGACCGGAGGGCGUAAGCGGACGGACGCGGCCGAAGUUGAGUCUCUGAACCGUCCCGGCAUGGCUCCCGCCCCCCCCCCCCCC